Molecule: messenger RNA, 303 nt
Organism: Aureobasidium vineae
Lineage: Eukaryota; Fungi; Ascomycota; Dothideomycetes; Dothideales; Saccotheciaceae
Source: the annotation of a GenBank genome assembly
AUGCUCGCACAACACACACUCUUCCAAGCCACACGAGCAGCGAGAGCAACGGCAUCGAGAAGAUGCAUACACUCCACACCUAGACUUCUCCAAGCCGCAGCUAGAGAAGAACAAGCCGCUCACACAGCAACUCAGCGAGUGAGAUAUUGGAUCAAAUCUCUACCCAUAGAAACUUAUCCAUUGUUCGUGGUCAUGGGUUUCUCGCUCAGCUUUGGCAUUUACUCGUUCGUUCGACCAGCGCUGCAAGAUCCUACAUUGAGAUUGAAGAGGAGCAUUGCUCAUGCUGUUGGAGAUCGUCAUUGA